AUGAAGAUCGCUGGCUUCCUGUGUCGGUCGCUCUGGCCGGAAUUUCUACGGUUUUUGAAGAAGGUCGAUCCCGACGACAUACGACCGUUUCCAGCCUCCCGCCAAUACAACAGUGAAAAGGCUGCCAUUAAAUUCAAACCGAUGCUCAACAUUAGUAACGGUCGAUGCGUCCCGUACCCUGCAGUGAGCAAAGAUGGUAGUUAUGUCGAAGGUUUUUUUGAGCAUAGUAAAUCCGCCAAUUACUGCAAGGGAAAUCAACAUGGAUCUCAAAUUUACGGGCGUGCAACCUGGUACAACGAGAUAUAUGUCAUCGUGUACACAUGGUACUUCUUAAACGAAUGGGCCACUUCACGCCAAGGCUGGCAGACUUGUGCCUUGUGGGUCGACAAUCCUGACAACGUAUCCCCGAACAUCUUGGCUGUGUCGGUGUCGUCUCCUAAUCGCAGAUUCACGAAACACCUUUAUCCAAAACCCCCCACAGUGGAUGGCACGAAUGUAAAACUCAGGUAUUUUCUGAAUGACUGGGCCAUGCCUCUCUUUGAAGUCGAAAUCACUGAUCUUAAAGGUGGCUUUCAGGAUCUGAUCAUGUGGCAGCAACUUACGGAGGAGGCUCGUUGUGCUCUUAAUCAAACGAGCUAUGGCAACAGGCAAAUGCCCAUCAAUGAAAACAACUUUUGGACCACCCUGGAAGAAGCGUACCCUUCUGAGUGA
This is a messenger RNA of Peronospora farinosa, 711 nucleotides long. Lineage: Eukaryota; Oomycota; Peronosporomycetes; Peronosporales; Peronosporaceae. The record is from the annotation of a GenBank genome assembly.